Paraglomus occultum is the source of this 1272-nucleotide messenger RNA. The record is from the annotation of a GenBank genome assembly. NCBI's taxonomy places the organism in Eukaryota, Fungi, Glomeromycota, Glomeromycetes, Paraglomerales, Paraglomeraceae.
AUGUCUGAUCAAUAUCAGAACAUCUGCUUCGACGACACGCUUUCGAUGAGUAGCCACUCUAACGACAACUACGGCAUAACUAACGAACCUCAGCAACACACCGAAUCUCCCUUUGCCUCUCCGCUGGAGCAUGACCAAGCAUAUCAUUUAAGUCCAUACACUCCAUAUACGCCAUUUCUCCCUACCACAACUCCAACUGCGACGCCUCGCAUAAGCGGUCUUCCCCUCGGAUCAAAUUUAUCUGACUAUCCACAAUUUCAGGACUUUGGCAUUUUCGGUGGCGACGACGAAACGAUUGUUCCUCAACCAACAGAAAACCUAAUAUACGAACAACCCGGGGUUACGUCACCAGCUAUCGGUAGUGAACUUUUGGGAAUCUAUUCGUCGCCUGCAUUAACGACGACGUUAAACACACCGGUAACCGAAUUCAUACCUUGCACACCCGCUUGCCCUCCUAUAGCUUCCGUAUACAAUACACCGUUAUUUUCAGUCUUGAAUACCCCUGCUAUACCGCAAACACCUUACUUUGACAACACCCCCCUCUGGGAACCAAGUCCGGUAUUCUCAAACGUCGCUACUCCAAUUUCUGUACGCAUUGACAAUCAUUUACCACCAAGCGUACCAAGCAGCUAUCCUCAAGAAAUCGACUGGUCUAUAACCGAAGAUUCGUUCAAACCAGAAAUAGAAUUACAAUUUGCCAAACUCGAAAGUAUCACCUACAGCGAAGAUCAACCUAAUUUCGUGGUGAUGUCGAACAUAUUACCAGACCUCGAUUCAGCAAAAUGCUCCCCUGAAGUUCAAAGCACCAUCGACUCUGGUUCCGAAUCAACGAUAACUACUCAAGUCGGCGAUAAUAAUGUCGGACAAGCACAAACAAACGCUCGCUCCACAACACCAAGACCAAUCCGACCUCGUCCUCCAGAUGACGAAGACUCUCAAAAUCAAAUGAAACGUCAUAAGAAUGACAUGGAAGAGGAUGAUGAUGACACUGGCACAGGAGAAAAGAAACAGUUUGCUUGUUCCAAGUGUGAUAAACGAUUCAGCCGAAAGUUUAAUAUGCAGACGCACGAACUAACGCACGACACAAAUCGAAUCAAACCGUUUGCUUGCGAACAUCCGGGCUGUGCAUCUAGAUUCACAAGAAAGCAUGACUUGAAACGGCACGUCAACGGUAUACAUAAGGGGGAGAAGGUGCAUUUGUGUACGGCUUGCAAAAAGCCUUUUAGUAGAAAAGACGCAUGGAAGAGGCAUCAAAGCGGUUGUACCAGGUAA